Messenger RNA from Aureobasidium pullulans EXF-150, 687 nucleotides. Its product is annotated as DNA-binding protein. The record is from RefSeq and is a predicted model, not a curated record. The transcript has a single exon. Lineage: Eukaryota; Fungi; Ascomycota; Dothideomycetes; Dothideales; Saccotheciaceae. Gene Ontology annotation, cellular component: zeta DNA polymerase complex. Bases 1 to 687 code for a protein of 228 amino acids.
AUGGACGACAGCGAUGUGAUAGUCACUUUCCAGACAUUCGUCGGUGUCUUCAGUGACUUCUUGAUCGUCGCCAUACACACUAUCCUCUACGAACGCGACAUCUAUCCGCGCGAAUCUUUCCUCUCGGCAAAGAAGUACAACUACAGUGUCCGCCAAUCUCGCCAUCCCAAAGUCUGCCAAUGGAUCACCGAUGCCGUCGCCGCCGUCCAGACUGAGCUGUUGAAGGGAACUGUUGAUCGUGUAGCUCUUGUCAUAUACUCAGCCCAAGACAUGCCGCUUGAGCGUUUCGUCUUCGAUCUCAGCCGCUUCCCCUUCGUCCCCAAAGAAUACCACUUUACGCCCAUGUCAAGAACGACCGAUGAUGGAGAAAAUGUCGCUGUUCUACCUCGCGUCGACUUGGAAGAGCAGAUGCGUGCAACCAUGAGCCGACUAUCGACUUGUGGCUCUCGUCUGAAGCCUCUGCCUGAGAAUUGUACCUUCACUCUCGCAAUAGAACUGCGUGACAAUACAAGCCCUCCUAUCGGUCACCCCCAACCUUGGAUUCCUGCCCAGCCUGAUCUUCGCAAUACAAACCCAGAAGCUGCGAGAAAUAAUAGUCGGACCACACCAUUGCGAUCUGUAGCUGCUGGAGACAUGGUCUUUGAGACCUGGAUCGAAGAAGCAAAGGCGAAGCUCGAUCCUGCUUGA